Molecule: messenger RNA, 1854 nt
Organism: Stylophora pistillata
Lineage: Eukaryota; Metazoa; Cnidaria; Anthozoa; Scleractinia; Pocilloporidae
Product: solute carrier family 22 member 15
Biological process (GO): transmembrane transport
Cellular component (GO): membrane
Molecular function (GO): transmembrane transporter activity
Source: RefSeq, a predicted model, not a curated record
UUUUUCAGAUCAUUUACUCACUUAAAAACGUAUUUCAUUUGCUUGUUCUUUUUGUUCAACAAUGGCACUGACGACAGAUGCUUUUUUUGAACGGAUUGGGAGUUUUGGUCGCUACCAGAUUGCGCUCAACGUGUUUUUUAAUCUAUGUUAUCUCUUUUGGUGGGCUGUUCCCGUGAUGAUCAUGGUGUUUAUAGCUUCAGAACCCAACUGGAAAUGUAUAAAUAACUCCACUUGCUCAUUCACAGACAGCAUUAGUAUCAGAGACGAGAGAUACAAACACAGAUGUAACAUCUCAAGGGGAGACUGGAAAUUCGAAGACGACUUCACAUCAGUUGUCACUGAGUUCAACCUUGUCUGUGACCGCGGCUCCUUGGGAUUCGUAUCAACCUCUGUGAUCUUCGCAGGUUUCUUUGUUGGCAGCAUUGUUGUUGGUACUUUGUCAGACAAGUUUGGCAGGAAGCGCCCUCUCUUUAUCUGUGGCUUUUUCUGCUGGCUGUUCAAUUUUGUUUCUGCAUUUGCACCGACGUUUUGGUUUUUCGCUCUUUGUCGUAGCAUAGUUGGCUUUAUGCUGGGAGGGUAUAGCAUCCCGGUGUUUGUGUUGGCAAUGGAGUUUUCUGGGAUACGUCACAGGGGUGCCGCAGGAGCACUCGUUUGGAGUGGUAUUGCAGUGGGAAGUCAGGCCUUAGCCGGAUGUGCUUAUGCCAUUAGAGAUUGGAGGCUUCUGACCAUUGUCACAGGAGCUCCUGGGUGCAUGCUUGUAAUUGGCUGGUUUUUUAUUCCGGAGUCCAUCCGUUGGCUUCUCAAGAAAGGUCGGGUGAUGGAAGCGAGAGACAUACUUAGUAAAGUUGCUAAGGCGAAUGGUAAAAGCAUGCCAGGAGAGGCAUUACUUUUGCCCAAUGACGAGAAUAUUGAGCGACUUGGUGACUUUCGUGAUUUGUUUAUGUCGGCUGGGAUGGUUCACAGGACACUCGCUUCUUGGCUCAUGUGGUUUGCAGUAUCUUUUAUUUACUGGGCGACAGCUUUUAGUGCACCAUUUAUUGGGGGCAAUACCUACAUCAAUGUUGUCAUUGCUGCUGUUGCCGGUUUAAUAGCAUACCCUCUAUCUGCUGUUUUGGCGGUCAGAUUUCGUCGAAAGCAGAUCAUUGUGGUAUCGUUUAUUCUAUCGGCUGUGGGAGCAGUUGGUGCACUUCUUUUAUCAGACAAGGAUAACGACAAAGGUUAUCUGAUUGGUAAAAUCUUCAUGUCCAUGGUUGUUGCCAGGCUUGCUGUAGCCAUCGCAUUCACUUUGAUUUACAUUUUCACCGCAGAGAUGUUUCCGACGACUUUGAGGAACGUUGCCAUGGGUACAUCAACAGCUGCUGCCCGUGUAAGUGCUUUAUUGUCAGCCUUCGCUCCGCUAUUGCUAACCGUCCACCGAUUUCUUCCAUUUGGAAUAAUGGCUGGUUUGGCCGUGGCAGCUGCUGUUGUUUGCCUCACUCUACCAGAGACUCACAACCAACCAACUAAAGAAAAUCUGCGUCAGGAAGAAGCCAACCGAAAAAAUGAAAAACUUCGUGACGUAGCUCAGUGCCAAAGUUUUAUAGAAAUCCCAAGAAAAUGAACCAAAACUGUAUUGAAACCUAACUACCUGGUUCUUAAGGGAUUGUUCUGUUACUUUAGCUAAACUCGGUUUUAUAACACAAGCUCACUAACCCUGGCUGUCGAAGCUUCAUAGCUUAGAGGGAAGUAUACUUGAGAUAUUUGCGGUCAAGCAAACAGAGCCCUGUGUUCACAAAAUCAAUUUAUAACAUAACCAAAGUAAAGCGCGCGCUCUGAUUGGUCAAUUUAGCGUCCCCCAUUUGCCCAUGGGUGUAC